UUUAGUUUUCGGUGUAGGAAGCCGUGUUUGGGGAAAUUUCUAUCUUAGAACUACACUACCUAUAAUGCACAGCGCACCGAAGCCUAUUAAUCGAGUGUUGAUUCAUCGUUCAUACUGCUCGCCCACACAAACCGUCCAAUUUUCUCCCAGCGGUCGCAUCCUGCCUGCCUGUUGUAGCGCUACCGUUAGCUUACCAAUAAAGCAGCAGCAAGUCAUUGCUUCUUAGAAAAUAUUGCCUCUUUUCCGUCAUUAUCAUGACUUUUUGCGCGAUGAGUGUACGGGAAAAUGAUACUGCUGUUUUGGAUGCCAAAACGACUUCUUUAGGAGAAAAUUUCCCUUGUAAAGUCCCUUUUUUCUAUUCGACCUCGGUAGCUGAGCGGGUUUAGCAAGUCAGUCCGUUUUGACAAGCGAGUGGGCUCAUCUGUGCACCGCUGCUGCCGCUGCUCUGAGACGGGGGGAGGAUUUGGACAAAGCCAGUCAGAUGUUGGACGGUAAAAAUAACCUUGGAACUCCUGCAUUUUUACACCGAGUUGUGAAAUUAAGUUAUCAAGCUGAUCAUCUAUCGUGAAAGUGCCCGGAAUAAGGGGAGGGGUAAGGUCUAUUUUUGGAGGACGGUGAGAGUUUGGUGGAUCUCGCAUCGAAGGAAGGGGAACGUGGAGGACGAAGACCCGCAGAGAAGAAGGGACUAGGGGGAGAACAUCCUGAUGCCAGUGAUGGCAAACGAACCGAUCAUCCUGAACGUUUAUGAUAUGUAUUGGAUCAAUGAGUUUACCAGCUCUCUGGGCAUUGGUGUUUUUCACUCAGGAAUUGAGAUCUAUGGACGAGAGUUUGCCUAUGGCGGACACCCGUACCCAUUCUCAGGGAUCUUUGAGAUCACACCAGGUGAAGCAACAGAACUUGGAGAGACCUUUAAGUUCAAAGAAGCCAUAGUGUUGGGCAGCACCGACUUCACAGAGGAAGAUGUGGAGCGCAUUGUUGAGGAGAUGGGGAAGGAGUACAAAGGAAACGCCUACCACCUCAUGCACAAGAACUGCAACCACUUCUCCUCUGCACUGUCAGAGAUCCUGUGUGGCAGGGAGAUCCCUCGCUGGGUGAACCGCCUGGCCUACUUCAGCUCCUGUGUGCCGUUCCUUCAGAGCUGCCUGCCCAAAGAGUGGCUGACUCCUGCCGCCUUACAGUCCAGCGUCAGCCAGGAGCUGCACGGAGCUGGAGAUCUAGAGGAAGCGGAGGACGCUGCCGCCACUGCCUCUCUGGCAUCCAUGUCACCCUGUUCGCCCUCGUCCUCAUCCAGCCCCACCUCCUUCCCCCGGCAUUCUAGACAUCAACCCCGCCGGUAAAAGCUGCAAUGUCUGCUGGUAAAAUUUGGGACUGGAAUUUUGGUCACAGUGACUAUCAGGUAACAGAACACCUGCACCAAUGAAGCAUCCUGCUACAGGAAAAAUCCUGUCAGUGUCUUCAAGCAUGGCACUGAAACCGCUGCCUGCUCUGGGGGAGAAAGUCAGCAAGAUCUCUGCAGUGAUCGGGAGUUUUUUCCUUCUUGCUGCUGACAGAUACAGGAUCAUCUCUCAGUGAACAUGGCUUCUGGGUUUUAACAACACACCCAAAUCCAAACAAGUUCCCCACACACCACUUUCGCUGUUUUACCAGGCAAUCCACAGUACUAAAAGAAGCAAAAGCUGUUGUCUGUCCAUCACAGUUUUCUACAAUUUUGUGAAAUUUAACAGUCACAAGCACAUUUUACCAGCAGUUAGUUGGUGGAUGGUGCUAUUUUUUAAGUGAAUAAGUUUGAGCAUGACCUCUGAAAAGCUAAAGCCAAGGCCUUUUUAUUUGUUAAAUUUGAAGUUGGAUAUUAUUUGUAAAUAACUCCAAAGUAUACAAAUGCUGUUGCUACACAAAUAAUGUUUAUAAAUUCAGACUUUGA
Cheilinus undulatus (humphead wrasse) is the source of this 1921-nucleotide messenger RNA. It is a transcript of the gene desi2, whose product is annotated as desumoylating isopeptidase 2. Gene Ontology annotation, biological process: protein deubiquitination. NCBI's taxonomy places the organism in Eukaryota, Metazoa, Chordata, Actinopteri, Labriformes, Labridae. The transcript has 5 exons. The coding region runs from base 705 to 1337 and encodes 210 amino acids. The record is from RefSeq and is a predicted model, not a curated record. Gene Ontology annotation, molecular function: deubiquitinase activity.